AUGAAUUCGUUUCACUCUGAGUGUGAUAUUGAUCCUUCAUCUUCUAAUGAGCGUAUUAUUGAUAAUGCCUUAUCUGCAAAUGAAGUUGAUGAUGAUUCGGAAAAUGAGUCUGAUACUGCGACUAAAAUUGUGAAUGCUGAAGGCGAAAUAUCUAAAAAUGAGGAAUAUGAAAAUGAACUCGAAGACAGCCCUCUAAAAGAGAUAUAUUCUGAACAAACCUUUACCUCCUUUGAAGUGCUUGA
This is a messenger RNA of Racocetra fulgida, 242 nucleotides long. The record is from the annotation of a GenBank genome assembly. NCBI's taxonomy places the organism in Eukaryota, Fungi, Glomeromycota, Glomeromycetes, Diversisporales, Gigasporaceae.